This is a messenger RNA of Lineus longissimus, 454 nucleotides long. RefSeq names its product dolichol phosphate-mannose biosynthesis regulatory protein-like. Gene Ontology annotation, biological process: GPI anchor biosynthetic process. The record is from RefSeq and is a predicted model, not a curated record. The transcript is spliced from 4 exons. Lineage: Eukaryota; Metazoa; Nemertea; Pilidiophora; Heteronemertea; Lineidae. Gene Ontology annotation, cellular component: dolichol-phosphate-mannose synthase complex; endoplasmic reticulum membrane. Gene Ontology annotation, molecular function: enzyme regulator activity. The coding region runs from base 104 to 352 and encodes 82 amino acids.
GGAAAUAGUUUUUGGCGCCAAUGACGUCAGCAAUGGCGGAUUUGGAAUAAAGUUCGAGUCGAUUUUCUUGGAAUCGUGUCGCAGUCCUGCACACAUAAUUAACAUGCCGUCUACAGGAUUGGACACAGCUGUUGGUGUGUCUUUGGUGAGCAUCGCUGGUCUCGCUUUCACCUAUUACACAUUGUGGGUUGUCAUUUUGCCUUUUGUAGAGGAUGACCAUCCGAUGCACCAGUUUUUCCUUCCAAGAAUCUAUGCAGUAGGGAUUCCAUUGGUGGCUGGAUUCACAGUCCUAGCAGGAUUAGGUGCUUUUAUUACCAUGGUGAUGAUGAAGAAAAAGACUAAGACAAGUUGAUUCAACAAGCUGCAUGUAAUUCAUACCAUAUUCAUUCCAUUAUUAACAUGUCAACUUUUCUGUGGAUUCCAUAAUAUUAAUAAAGAAUUUAUAAUGAGAUUA